Molecule: messenger RNA, 1225 nt
Organism: Daucus carota subsp. sativus
Lineage: Eukaryota; Viridiplantae; Streptophyta; Magnoliopsida; Apiales; Apiaceae
Product: short chain aldehyde dehydrogenase 1
Exons: 2
Coding region: 300-1127 (275 amino acids)
Source: RefSeq, a predicted model, not a curated record
UAAUUGCAGUUUCUUUGUGUGUUCCGGAACAUCCAAAUGUUUAUUUAUUCUACAAAUGUUUGUUUAUUCUACAAAUUUUGGACUUUCAACUAUAUCUACUUCCGUAUCUUAUUUAAAAUACAAUGCUUAUCAGAAGUGUAUUAAAAAAUGGGUUCCAUCAUAAUUUGCUCUGCACCAAGUUGACAGCAAGAACAUUAACAGUUAUGAGUAGCUUGUUCUGUGAAAUAUAUAUAAGUUGCAUCUACCAUCUAUUUUGUAGCUGCAAGUUAAUUUGUAGAGAUAUCUAAGCUCCCUGAAUCAUGAAACUUUCUUCACUGCUAGCUCCCGUUGCCAAGAGGUUAGAGGGUAAAGUAGCUGUAAUUACUGGUGGUACUGGAUGCAUUGGUGGAGCGACGGCCCGUGUCUUUGUGCAGCAUGGUGCAAAGGUGGUGAUUGCUGGUCGUCAAGACGAACUAGGGCGAUCUCUGUGCAAAGACCAAGAUGAUCUUUCUUAUGUCCACUGUGAUGUUACUAAUGAAUCGGAUGUCCAAAAUUUGGUUGAUUUCACCGUCACCAAGCACGGUAAGCUUGACAUUAUGUUUGCUAACGCUGGCAUCACAGGUCUGCCUGAUCCAAGAAUAUCAGCCACAACAUAUCAAAAUUUCAAGAGUGUGUUCGAUACUAAUGUGCUUGGUGCAUUCUUGUGCGCCAAACACGCGUGUAGAGUCAUGGUUCCUGCAAGAAGAGGCAGCAUUUUGUUCACUUCAAGUGUUGCAUCAGUAGUUCAUGGAGAUGUCCCGCAUGCCUACUGUGCUUCAAAGCACGCGGUCUUGGGUCUGGCGAAGAAUUUAUGUGUGGAGAUGGGGAGUCACGGGGUACGAGUGAACUGUGUGUCUCCAUUCGGAGUGGUGACUCCAAUGCUGAUGAAAGGCCUGGGAAUGAGUGACAAGGAGAAGGUGGAGGAUUUUAUUGCAGAAAUUGCGAAUUUGAAGGAGGCGACGGUGGAGGCAGAGGAUGUAGCUGCGGCUGCAUUGUACUUGGGAAGCGACGAGGCCAAGUACGUGAGUGGUGUGAACCUUGUAGUGGAUGGAGGCUACAGCACUACAAAUAUUGCUUUGAAGGAAUCACUCAAGAAGAUGUCAUUCUAAGAUCACUUGUUCCAUUCAUGUAAUAGUCUAUUGAACAUAAAAGUCCAGAUUCUUAACGCAGACUUAAAGCUAUAUAAUUUCGAGUUAUUUUUUGAUCA